Penicillium paradoxum is the source of this 1140-nucleotide messenger RNA. RefSeq names its product phosphatidylinositol-specific phospholipase C. The coding region runs from base 1 to 1140 and encodes 379 amino acids. The record is from RefSeq and is a predicted model, not a curated record. Lineage: Eukaryota; Fungi; Ascomycota; Eurotiomycetes; Eurotiales; Aspergillaceae. Gene Ontology annotation, molecular function: phosphoric diester hydrolase activity. The transcript has a single exon. Gene Ontology annotation, biological process: lipid metabolic process.
AUGUGGAAGGCUUCAUUCGUUAUGGCCAUGGCCGCCCUGGUGUCUGCUGCCCUACCGGAUUUUGCACUUCAGGCCGUCCUUGAAAAUGCCACUCCAAUAUUUGGAUCAUACACCAAAAAUACAUCGAGCACAAUAGAAUGGAUGAAGAGCUAUCCCGAUGAGACCUUGCUCGUUCAUAUGAACAUCCCUGGCACCCAUGACAGCGCCACGUGGAAUUACACCCAGGCAACGCAAGAUGCCCUGCGGGGCAUCACAGAUCUCAAUCAGGUAUCUGUUCCAGUGCCAGAAAUGCUUCGUUGUCAGGAGUUAUCCUUGAUCGAUAUGCUCAAUAUGGGAAUCCGCGCAUUUGACCUGCGGUAUGCUUUCGACCCGACAAAUUCAACCCUCAUCUUUUAUCACGCUCAGGCCCUGCUCUCGCAGACAGCCACAGUCAAUGAUGUGCUGUUUGGCUUUUACGCAUGGCUUGAUGAUCAUCCGUCGGAGACAAUAUUUCUCUCGUUUCAAUACCAAGGGUUGACAGCUCUGUAUGCAUCCAACAACGCGGCCGUACAGCUACAGCUCUAUAACACCCUCACCUCUCCCGCUGCACGCCACUACUUCCUUCAAACCAAAGACAGACUUGGGACACUGGGUGAAUCACGCGGCAAGAUUACUCUCAUGCGCCGAUUUGAUCUGGACAAGCUUCCGGAAUCUUACACAACUGCUCUCCCUGGCUUGCAUUUCCCCCCUGCUCUCUGGACCGAUAACAGCCCAGAUCUCACUUUGGUAUACAACAAGGACGAGGAUCUGACUGCCUACAUAGAAGACUACUACCAACCCCUCACACCAACAGGGUCGAGCGCGGUUGAGAACAUCAAGUGGAAAUAUAAUGUCACGGUGGAACACAUCCGCAAAGCAACUAGCCAACACCCGGACAGUCUCUUCUGGACCUGGGCAUCUGGUACCAACAUAGCAAAUAUUCCCCCUGAUUGGCCUCGGAUCAUGGCUUUGGGGAAUGGUAGCGACUACACACCAGCUGGUGGAGUUAAUCAGCACCUAGUGCCAUUCCUGGGAGGCCUUAAAGGCAAGCGAGUGGGAAUCGUGAUGUUCGACUUCUUUAAUCAGCCUUCCGACCUGAUUGAUACAUUCCUUAAUCUAUGA